UAAUUUAUGAUUACUUUUAUAAAAAGUUUAUGAUUAAAAUCGCAUUUUAGUUUAAAUACUUUAAUAUUAAGCAAAAGAACUUUUUUUAAAAUAAUAAAUUUGAACUUAAAUAUGGAUUUUGAUCCAAAUUAUUACAAUGACUUUACUGACUCCAUACUACCAGCAAAUAAAUUAAUUAAUAAAAUUAAUGAAAUGAGCAAUAAUAACAAUAAUAUGAUCGUGUUAGACAUAGGAUGCGGAACGGGAUCGACAACAAAACUGCUGACACAACUCAACCCCAAUCGUAUCAUUGGCUGUGAUAUCGAUUCAAAAAUGGUUGGUUUCGCGCAAAAGUAUAACAAAACUUCAAAAAUAGAUUAUUUGGUACAAGACUUUGGUGUCCAAUGGGACAAACUUGACUCUCGGGUCAAACAAAUGGCAGGAAAAGUAACCGCAAUAUUCACUAACUAUGCGAUGGCUUGGGUUUGGGAUAAACAGUGUGCGGCUGAAAAUAUUGCCCGACUGCUGGCACCGGACGGUAUAUUUGUCGGUAACAUACUAUACGACGGCGACAUUUUCCAAUCGUUACCCGAAAGUGAGCGCUUAAAAGCAUAUGAAUUAGUACCGUAUCCGACGGAAAUGGAGUUUAUGGGCGGUUGGCUUAUGGCACUCAAAAAUGCUGGUCUGACUAAAAUAGAUGUAGAAUAUUGGGAACCAAAGAUUAUUAUGUCGGAAAAAUUGUAUUUGGAUGAAUAUAUAAAUAUUCCAAUGAAUUGGUUUAAACACUAUUCUCAAGUGACUAAUGAAGACAUGGACUCAUUGAUGAAAAAAUUAAUUUAUGCCGAAAGGUGUAGACGUAUUGAUCAACUGUCCACUGAUGGUAUGCAACAGAUCGAGAUUAUUAACAGAUUAUGGCAAGUGGUUGCGCAAAAACAUUACUAAUAUUUUUUUAAAAAUCGCUAAUGUAAUCAAAUUUAUUAUUUUUUCAAUAAUUCUUAAAAUUAACUAUUUACAAAUAUAAUUUUGUUUUUAUUUUUUAAUCUGUUAAAUACAAUACAUUAGUGUUAAUUUUAAUAAUAAUUUUU
This is a messenger RNA of Oppia nitens, 1064 nucleotides long. RefSeq lists its product as uncharacterized. NCBI's taxonomy places the organism in Eukaryota, Metazoa, Arthropoda, Arachnida, Sarcoptiformes, Oppiidae. The coding region runs from base 112 to 921 and encodes 269 amino acids. The record is from RefSeq and is a predicted model, not a curated record. The transcript is spliced from 4 exons.